Vigna radiata var. radiata (mung bean) is the source of this 1659-nucleotide messenger RNA. RefSeq names its product DNA repair protein XRCC2 homolog. Bases 83 to 1126 code for a protein of 347 amino acids. Gene Ontology annotation, cellular component: Rad51B-Rad51C-Rad51D-XRCC2 complex; replication fork. The transcript has 9 exons. Gene Ontology annotation, molecular function: ATP-dependent DNA damage sensor activity; ATP binding; DNA binding. The record is from RefSeq and is a predicted model, not a curated record. Lineage: Eukaryota; Viridiplantae; Streptophyta; Magnoliopsida; Fabales; Fabaceae. Gene Ontology annotation, biological process: double-strand break repair via homologous recombination.
GUGCAUGAUUAUUGGCGGGAAGAGGUGUGCUUUGAGUGAGACUGAUAAAUGGUGAAUUGAGUUUUGAAGAGUAAGAAGAGAAAUGAAAGAGAAAGAGAGAGAGGAAAUUGAAAAGUGGAUAGAGGGAGAUGAGAGUGGAACGGAGAUGCUGAGCAGAGUGAGCAGCGUGCGGCCGUUCUUGUUUCCUCCGCCGCUGCAUAGGGUUCCUCUCCGUGUCGGCAACGUUCUGGAGCUUGUGGGACCCUCGCCCUCCGCCAAAACCCAAAUUCUCAUUAACGCCGCCAUCACUUCCGUUCUCCCCAAACCCUACGGAGGCCUCGACCACUUGGUCCUCUUUCUCGACCUCGAUUGCCGCUUUGACAUCACACGCUUCUCCCAAUUGCUCAUUCAUCGCAUCACGCAACACGGAACGGAUUCUUAUGAUCAGGCCUUGUACCAUCUCUGCAUGGCCCGUUUUUUGUAUGUCCGUUGUUACGAUAGCUUUGAGUUUCUUCACACUCUCAGGACAUUGCAUCGUCGCUUAGAGAAGGAGAAAGAAGUUCAAGGAGUUGGUGUUCACGUGCUCAUGAUUGAUAGCAUAGGAGCUUUUCAUUGGAUGGAUCGUGCAUCAAUGUUCUUGUCUCAAAGAGAAACCAGCAAAAAAAAACUUUUCCUUCAGACUGUGUCAGAAGCUGUAGUACAGAAUAUUAGAAAACUUCUUCAGGUGCACCCUAUGCUUAUUAUGGCCACAAAGUCAGUGAUUUUUGGGAAUAGAUAUUCUACAGCUUCAAAUGAGGUCAAAGGGAACAUGGAAGAAAGAUGUUCAAAAAAUAUGACAAGAAACCAUCAAAAUUUUCAGUAUCGUGAAUACAUGCCAUCUGUCUGGCAGUCCUUUGUUACACACAGAAUACUUGUCCACUCUUCAGAUGAGCAUCCUGGUACAAUCAAUCAUCAAAACUCCUCAGCCUACUUGUUGGAAUGGUUGUUGCCAAAAUUGAGUUUUCCAGACAGAAUUGUUGUGAAAGAUCUUGUAGGCUGGUGUCUUUGUCCAAUCAUAAUGUACUUGUUGCGAAGGGAUGUCUAUUUAAUGAUUAUCCUUGCAGUGGCAGUUGAUGUAGUACAGAUUCACAACAAGAACAAAGUGUGACUUCUUGACUGGAAAUAUCAUAACAUAGAUGGGAUCAAAUCAAGUAUUGUGAAGUUUGUCUGUGAUUAAUUUUAUAUGUCACAUGAGAAACUGAAGAGGAAUUCCGUUCCACUUAGCUGUUCCAGAAAGAAUGACCAUAUUUAAAACCUAUAAAAUGGGACAAAAGCACUGGCUGAAGAUAUUUCAUCAAACAUCAAACAUUUUCUAAAACAUAAUUAUUGUGCAAAGUUCAACCACACCAAAUACUGGAAGCUUCAAGGGCUUUCUGCUGAUGGUGACUAAUUUGUACUCCUAGAUAGCAUGAACUCAUGCUUCAUAGUUGAACUUCAUUUGUCUUCCAUAUAAUUUUCCUGCUUACUUUGCUUACAUUUUUCAUAUGUGCUAUAUAUCAGCAUCUGCACCUUUGAAAUUCUGAUGCUUCAUAGUUCAUAUCAUGAGUAUUUUGGAAGCAAAUAUAUUCUUUGUUUAGGAGGAAUAUCUUUCUAUAGUUAUUUGGUGAACUCCUUAAAUAAAAUUACUUUUACUUUUUUUUA